Molecule: messenger RNA, 4602 nt
Organism: Penicillium salamii
Lineage: Eukaryota; Fungi; Ascomycota; Eurotiomycetes; Eurotiales; Aspergillaceae
Source: the annotation of a GenBank genome assembly
AUGAGCUCUUCACGCCAGGUCUACUUGCUUCCAUUGAAGGAUGAUGGAGCUCCAGAUGUUCCUGGAGGCUUCAUCUACCUGGCUCCUCCACCCAAGGAGGGUUACGUUCUCCGGUUCAUCAUCGAGGGAACGAGCUCCAUCUGCCGACAGGGUAGCCUGUGGAUAAAUAUCCCCGAGGAAGGCAAACCCUUUGAGCGCCAUUCGUUCCGGGAAUUCAAAUUGCAACCCAACUUCAAUGAGAACAUCCAGAUUGAUAUCCCAGUGGCGUUUGCGGGAUCGUUUGCUUUCUACACAACCUUCUCCCCACUGCCGGAGUUCUCCGUCGAGGAUGUACCCACUCCGGAGCCUACUCAGACUCCUGUUCACUAUAUCGAUGUGUCGCCAAGACUCACAGUCCAAGGGAAGGAACUGCCGCUCAAUGCGCUUUCUAUCUUCUCGGUAAUCUCCAAGUUUAUGGGCGAGUACCCCACAGACUGGGACAGACAUCUCCGUGGCAUCGGACAGCGGAACUACAACAUGGUUCAUUUUACGCCCUUGAUGCAGCGGGGUUCGUCAAACUCCCCGUACAGUAUCUAUGAUCAAUUGGCGUUCGAUAGCGCCUUCUUCCCCAAUGGAGAAGAUGAUGUCGCUGCGCUCGUUGCAAAGAUGGAGAAGGAAUACGGUCUCCUCACUUUGACUGAUGUGGUCUGGAACCACACAGCUAAUAAUAGCAAGUGGCUGGAGGAGCACCCCGAAUCUGGCUACAGUGUAGCGACUGCCCCCUGGUUGGAGGCUGCGCUUGAGCUCGAUACUGCCCUGCUAGAAUUUGGCGAGAAGCUUCAAGACCUGGGUCUUCCCACCGAUUUCAAGACAGAGGGGGAUUUGGUAACAGUCAUGAACGCGGCCCGCAAGCAGGUCAUUGAUGGAAUUCGUCUUUGGGAAUUCUACGUUCUUGAUAUCAAGAGUGAUGUCAAGAAAAUCUUGGAUGUGUGGGUCAAAGCAGAUAUUGACCACAAGCUCGUCGAGCACCAGGACAUGCAGCUGUUCAAGGGCUGGUCCCUGAACCAGCAGGCCAAUGUUCUUCGUGAGCUCGGUAUUCCAUCCGUCAAGCAGAUUCUUGGGCGAUUUGGCCGUUCUGUAGACCCACAAUUCGGCGCCGUUGCUUUGAAUGUGCUUUUCGGUGAUUACGAUAAGGCCAGUACCAACCUUUCUGAGGUUGAGGAUGCCUUGACCAAACUGCUAGAUGAAGCAAACCUGCCUUUUUACAAGGAGUACGAUGCUGAUGUUGACGCGAUUAUGGACCAGCUGUUCAACCGUGUCAAGUAUCUGAGGAUCGAUGAUCACGGCCCCAAGAUGGGCCCCGUCACGAAGGAGAACCCUUUGAUCGAGACUUACUUCACUCGCCUUCCUGUGAAUGAGACUACGAAGAAACAUGACUCUAAGGCUUUGGCUCUGGCUAACAAUGGCUGGAUCUGGAACGCUGAUGCCAUGCGAGACAACGCUGGCCCUGAUUCAAGGGCCUACCUGCGCCGCGAAGUCAUCGUUUGGGGUGACUGCGUCAAGCUGCGGUACGGAUCUUCCCCGGAAGAUAGUCCUUUCCUCUGGGAUUUCAUGACCCGUUAUACUCGCCUCAUGGCCAAGUACUUUGUCGGAUUCCGAAUCGACAAUUGCCACUCCACCCCGCUGGUUGUUGCAGAAUACCUACUAGAUGAAGCCCGCAAGGUCCGACCUGAUCUGACCGUGUUCGCAGAGCUCUUCACCGGCUCUGAGGAAGCGGAUUACGUCUUUGUCAAGCGCUUGGGUAUCAAUGCCCUCAUCCGCGAAGCCAUGCAGGCUUGGAGUACCGAGGAGCUUAGUCGCCUUGUCCAUCGUCAUGGUGGUCAACCAAUUGGCAGCUUCGAGAUGGACCUUCCUUCGGCUGGAAGCAGCCACGCCAUCGCGUCCGCUAAGUUUGGCAAGAGCGAUGAGAACAUAACUCAUAUUCGACCAUGCCCUGUGCCUGCCCUGUUCAUGGACUGUACCCAUGACAACGAGGUGCCUGCCCAAAAGCGUGAUGCUAGAGACACUCUGCCAAACGCUGCGCUUGUGGCCAUGUGUGCAUCCGCCACUGGCAGUGUGAUGGGAUAUGACGAGGUUUACCCCAAGCUCAUUGAUCUGGUGCAUGAAACCCGUCAAUAUGCUUCUGUGUCAUCGGAUGCCGAGAAGCUGGAUGUGGGAGCUGGCGAGGGUGGCAUCGGCGGUGUCAAGAAACUUUUGAACGAGCUCCACACCAUGAUGGGAGUCGAGGGCUACGAUGAGACUCACAUCCACCACGAUGGUGAAUAUAUCACCGUACACAGAGUGCACCCAAAGACGAGAAAGGGUGUAUUCUUGAUUGCUCAUACUGCCUUCCCGGGCAAUGAAAGCGGUGCCAUCCUGGACGCCACUCACAUCGCCGGCACCAGUGCCAAGCACAUUGGAUCAUGGCAGCUGCAGGUUGAGGCUGGUGAAGACGAAAAGACGAAGGUGCUGGCCGACGAAAAAUAUCUGAAGGGUCUUCCCAGCCACACCCGCGCCAUUGAGAGCACCAACAUUGAGCAAAACGACAAAGAAGUCAUUGUCUCCGUUCUGGAUACCCUCGUUCCUGGAUCUAUUGCCCUCUUUGAGACAUGGAUUCCUGGCGCAGACCACGCAGACGGCUUUGAAAACAACCUUGCUAACGGUGCGGAUGAGGCCUUCUCUGAACUAAGCUUGGUUGAUCUUAACUUUGUCCUUUACCGCUGCGAGGCCGAGGAGAGAGACUCCAGUGACGGCCAGGAUGGUAUUUACGAGGUGCCCAAGCUUGGACCCAUGGUCUAUGCUGGUCUUCAAGGCUGGUGGAGUGUGCUUGAGGAUACUAUUAAGUACAACCAGCUCGGCCAUCCCCUCUGCGAUCAUUUGCGCGAGGGCCAAUGGGCCUUGGACUACAUCAUUGGACGAUUGGAGAAGGCGGCCGCAAAAGAGGGGUAUGUUGCCUUGAAGAAGCCUGCCGCAUGGCUGCGUGGAAAGUUCGAAGCUGUUCGCGCCUUGCCCAACUUCCUUUUCCCGAGGUACUUCGCAAUCAUUGUGCAGGUCGCAUAUAAUGCAGCAUGGAAGAGAGGUAUCCAUCUGCUUGGAGAUAAUGUGCGACAUGGCCAGGAAUUCAUUCACCAGCUGGCUAUGGUCAGUGUUCAACAGACCGGCUACGUCAAGUCCGCAUCGUUGUGGCCUACCAAGAUGGUUCCCAGUCUUGCAGCAGGAUUGCCUCAUUUCGCGGUGGACUGGACAAGAUGCUGGGGUCGGGAUAUCUUCAUCUCUAUCCGUGGUCUUUUCCUAUGUACCCAGCGGUUUGAUGAUGCCAAGGAACACAUCAUUGCCUUUGCUAGUGUCCUUAAGCAUGGUAUGAUUCCCAACUUGCUGAGCAGUGGCAAGCUACCGAGAUACAACUCUCGCGACUCUGUUUGGUUCUUCAUGCAAGCUAUCCAGGAUUACACUGAGAUGGCACCUAACGGCAUUGAAAUCUUGCAAGAGAAGGUCCCAAGACGCUUCUUGCCGUACGACGACACUUGGUUCCCCUUCGAUGACCCUCGUGCAUACUCCGAGUCUCCGACUCUCCUCGAGUGUGUCCAGGAAGUGUUCCAAAGACAUGCUUCUGGUAUGUCCUUCCGCGAAUACAAUGCCGGCCCAGACCUCGACUGCCAGAUGAAGCCCGAAGGUUUCCAGAUUGACGUCAAAGUUGACUGGAACACGGGUCUCAUCUUCGGUGGCAAUCAGGAUAACUGCGGUACCUGGCAAGACAAGAUGGGCGAGAGCCCCAAGGCUGGAAACAAGGGUGUUCCUGGCACACCGCGCGAUGGUUCCGCUAUCGAGAUUACCGGUCUUUCCUACAGUGCUUUGGCGUGGGUUGCCCGCCUUCACGAAUCUAAGGCAUACCCAUACGAGGGUGUUGACAUCGGUGAUGGCAAGAAAAUAAGCUUUGCUGAAUGGGCCGGCAAGAUCAAAGACAACUUUGAGCGUUGCUACUUUGUUCCUCUCGACCCCAAGGAAGAUGAUCAGUACGAGGUGGAUGCAAAGAUUGUUAACCGCCGCGGCAUCUACAAGGACUUGUACAAGUCUGGUAAGCCUUAUGAAGACUAUCAGCUCCGCGCCAACUUCCCUAUCGCCAUGGCCGCUGCCCCUGAGCUGUUCACACCUGCCAAGGCUCUUAUCGCUCUGUCAAUUGCCGACUCUGCUAUUGUGGGUCCCGUCGGAAUGUCGACCCUUGAUCCAUCUGACCUGAACUACCGCCCCAACUACAUUAACUCGGAUGACUCGGAUGACUUUGCAACAGCCAAGGGCCGAAACUACCACCAGGGCCCAGAAUGGGUCUGGCAACGCGGCUACUUCCUCCGUGCCCUGCUGCACUUUGAUCUUCUGCGCCGGAAGACGCCAGAAGAACGAACCGAAUGUUUCCAGCAGGUCACUCGCCGACUUGAUGGCUGCAAGAAGGCUUUGCGGGAGAGCCCCUGGAAGGGUCUGACUGAAUUGUCUAACCAGGCUGGCGCGCAUUGCAACGACUCGUCCCCCACCCAAUCCUGGUCUGCAGCCUGUCUGCUGGACGUUUAUUACGACGCAUCUCACUCGUAA